UGACAAUGACGUAUGACGUCUACAUACUUUUCAUUUGACAUUUAUUUGUUGUUGUAAAGUUACAAAAUUACUAAAAUAAAAUGUUAUAAAAUGUAUACACUUUUACACGGAUUUUACAAGUAUAUGGUACAAAAAGACGAAUACUGUGUGUUGAUUUUAGGGCUUGAUAAUGCUGGCAAAACGACAUAUUUGGAGGCAGCUAAAACGAAAUAUACUAAAAAAUAUAAAGCUAUGAAUCCAAAUAGAAUCACAACAACUGUAGGAUUAAACAUAGGCAAAAUAGACGUCGAUGCCGUAAGACUUAGUUUUUGGGAUCUCGGUGGACAGCAAGAACUACAAUCUCUAUGGGAUAAGUAUUACGCAGAAUGUCAUGCAGUUAUUUAUAUUGUUGAUUCUUCUGAUAGGGAAAGAAUUUCAGAAUCAAAAGAAACAUUUGACAAAAUGAUUGCUUCAGAGCAUUUAUCAGGAGUUCCGUUAUUGGUGCUAGCAAAUAAACAAGAUAUACCAGACUGUAUGGGUGUACAUACAGUCAAACCUAUUUUUAAUCAAAAUGCACAUCUAAUUGGUGCAAGGGACAUUAUGCUAAUGGCAACCUCAGCCUUAACAGGGGAUGGAGUAGAUGAAGGCAUCAGAUGGCUGGUUGAUUGCAUAAAAAGAAAUAACGUCGACAGGCCCCCGCGCAACCAUGACGACAAGUUAUAAGCCGAUAACGACACCUCCAUUAAAUAUUACGUUCACACUUACAUAUACACAGAAUAAUAAUGAGUUUUCCUAUUAAGAUAAUGUGACGCGAUCCAUUGUUUUGUAUAUACUGU
Molecule: messenger RNA, 815 nt
Organism: Papilio machaon (common yellow swallowtail)
Lineage: Eukaryota; Metazoa; Arthropoda; Insecta; Lepidoptera; Papilionidae
Gene: Arfrp1
Product: ADP-ribosylation factor-related protein 1
Exons: 5
Coding region: 91-702 (203 amino acids)
Biological process (GO): Golgi to plasma membrane protein transport; intracellular protein transport; protein localization to organelle
Cellular component (GO): Golgi apparatus
Molecular function (GO): GTP binding; GTPase activity
Source: RefSeq, a predicted model, not a curated record